Molecule: messenger RNA, 2202 nt
Organism: Gallus gallus (chicken)
Lineage: Eukaryota; Metazoa; Chordata; Aves; Galliformes; Phasianidae
Gene: NEU4
Product: sialidase 4
Exons: 2
Coding region: 178-1839 (553 amino acids)
Biological process (GO): ganglioside catabolic process; oligosaccharide catabolic process
Cellular component (GO): lysosome; cytoplasm; membrane
Molecular function (GO): exo-alpha-sialidase activity
Source: RefSeq, a predicted model, not a curated record
GGGGGACACUGCAAGGGGAGACUCAGCCAGCAGCAGGGGACAGGGCUGCGCUGCGCAGGACUGGGUGAGUGCCUGAGCUUUAUCUGCAGGGUAUUGGGCAAAGCUGCUGGGCAGAAUGCAGGUGAGCACCCCAGCCAAAAGCACAGGGCAGGCAGCACCCCUGGGCCUUUGGUGGGAAUGCAGCAGAGGAAGGGGCAGAUGGGAUCCCAUUCCUCAGCUCAGAGGACGCGCAUGGGGACAGCUCUGCCCCCUCCAUUUCCCAUCCCAGCCCUGGCCAGCCUGGUUUUGCAGAAACCCCUCCAACUAGCAGCAUGGAGAACGGCCUUUUCUUUUCUUUUGGCAGCACCGCAUCUCCCCCCUCCCCUUUCCCCAGACCCCACCUCAGUGUGGGCUGUCCCCCUUUCUCCUGCAGGAACCAUGGGCUCCCGGCACUUCCCUGCCCGGACCGUGCUCUUUGAGAAGGAGUCCACUGGUGUCACGUACCGCGUGCCAGCCCUGAUCUACCUUCCCUGUGUGGCCAAGCUGCUGGCCUUCGCCGAGGAGCGGCUGAGCGCUGACGAUGCCCACGCCAACCUGCUGGUGCUGCGCCGCGGCACCGUCUAUGGCAGCUACGUGGAGGUGGGACGGGGCCCACGGGGAGGGAGAAUGGCCCCACGGGUGCUGGGGGCUCACUACUCCCUCUCCAAGCAGUGGGAAGACAUGCGGGUGCUGGAGACGGCGGCACUGCAGCACCACCGCUCGAUGAACCCCUGCCCGCUCUACGAUGAGUUCACCGGCACCCUCUUUCUCUUCUUCAUCACCGUGCUGGGCAGGACACCUGAAGCCUUCCAGAUCGUCACCGGGCAGAACGUCACCCGCCUCUGCUGCGUCACCAGCGCCGAUCAGGGUCUGAGCUGGAGCAAGGCCACCGACCUGACACAGCAGGUCAUCGGCAGGGCCAUCAAAGAGUGGGCCACCUUCGCGCUGGGCCCAGGGCACGGGAUCCAGCUGCGCUCCGGCCGGCUGCUGGUGCCUGCCUACAGCUACCACAUCGACUGCAAGGAGUGCUUCGGGCAGCUCUGCAAGACCACUCCGCACUCUUUCGCCUUCUACAGCGACGACCACGGCCAGGGCUGGCGUUUUGGGGAGUUCAUCCCCAACCUGCAGACAGGAGAGUGCCAGCUGGUCUCGGUGGAUGAGGAGGAUGGCUCCAAUGUCCUCUACUGCAACGCCCGCAGCUCCCUGGGCUUCCGUGUCCAGGCGCUGAGCACUGAUGAUGGGGCUGUCUUCCACGGGGGGCAGCUGGUCCCACGGCUGGUUGAGCCCCCACAUGGCUGCCACGGCAGCAUCAUUGGCUUCCCCGCACCUCUGGUGUACGGCCCUCAGCCCCGCUCGGCUCCACAUGUGCUCCCUGCCACGGUUGCUGGCAGCAGGACUUCAACGGGACCUCGCAGCUGGGCCUCAUUCCACAGGGACCCCAAAGGCACUUCUGGGCCCUUCUUCCAAGCGCCAACAUGGGUGCUUUACUCACACCCCACCAGCUCCAUGUCGCGGGUCAACAUGGGGGUUCACCUCAGCACCUUCCCCAGGGAUGCGGACAGCUGGACUGAGCCCUGGGUCAUCUACGAGGGCCCGAGCGCUUACUCAGACCUGGCUUACAUGGAGCUGCCCCACAGCCAGUUUCCUGUCUCUGGUGGCCCAGCCAUCGCUUUUGCCUGUCUGUACGAGAAUGGGAAGCGCUCGCCCUACGAGCAGAUCUCCUUCAGCAUGUUCACACUGCACGACGUGCUCCAGAACAUCCCCCUGACGGCUGCAGUGCCCCGCAAGAAGCGGAGGCGAAAGAGCUGUUGUGUCUCCUAGAGACACCUGCAGCAUCCCCUGGUAGGGGCUGGCCAGGGACAGAUGGGGUCGGCUACCACCAGUGGCCAGGGUGGAGCUGGUGGCACCUGGGGACAGCCUGGCAUGAGCCCUGUGGCACUGUGAGCUGUGCUGAUGUACACCGGGUCAGGAGCUGAGAGCUGGACCAUGUUGAGGGCUGCAGUCCCAAAACAGGGCUUUAUCUCAUUUUUAUUGCUGAUUUUUAAACAUAUGGUGGUUGGACUUACAGGCUCAUGCUGAUAUGACCGUGUCAUCCCCGUUCUCUGCCAUCGUCUCUCUGUCCUACCACCCUUGCAACUCCCUUCUUUCAUCUAAAAUCCUUCCGAAUAAAUAACUGAAUCCUUA